Molecule: messenger RNA, 993 nt
Organism: Rotaria socialis
Lineage: Eukaryota; Metazoa; Rotifera; Eurotatoria; Philodinida; Philodinidae
Source: the annotation of a GenBank genome assembly
AUGAACGAUAAUUAUUAUCUUUCUCAUGGUCCUUUACAUGAACAUAAUCGUCUACUAUCAGAGCCAGCUUCUAGUUCAACAAAUUAUUUGUCUUAUUCGUUACCAGAAUUUCAUAUAGAAAAACCAACGAAGAAAAUCAAUGGAAAACAUCAUCGAAUGAAAAUUGGUUCAUCGAAAACAAAAACACAAAUUACAGAAAAAGAGGCUAAAGAAGCAAUUAUGAAUGGUUUAGUUACUGAAACAAAUGACAUUGAUGUAUCGAAAUUAUCAGGUACAUCAACACUGUCGCAACAAGGUCGACGAUUUGGUGUUGAUGUCAAACCACCCUACUCAUAUAUUGCUCUUAUAACAUUAGCUAUUGAAAAUUCUAAAGAUGGUAAAAUGACACUGAAUGAAAUCUAUAAAUUUAUUCAAGAUCGUUAUCCAUUUUUUACUGAACAAACUGCACAACGUUGGCAAAAUUCAAUUCGACAUAAUUUAUCAUUAAAUGAUUGUUUUGUUAAAGUUUCACGAACAUCAGCAGACAGUCGUUCAUCAUCGGGAAAUAAAAGUAAAGGAAAUUAUUGGGCUUUACAUCAAGAUGCUAAAAGUAUGUUUGGUAAUGGAACGAGCUUUUUACGUCGAUCGACACGUUUUAAAAUACGCUCAAAAUUAUCUCCAACAAAACUAAUACAUGCAUCAAGUUCAACAAAUAGUAGUUCAGGCGAAGGAGAAACAUCAUCUUCAUUUGAUUAUGAUCAUAUACCAUCAACAACAACAUCAAAUAUGUAUCCACAACAUUAUCAUCAAGAUUAUUCAUUUGCAUCAACAUCAUCUUGGAUUCCUCCGCCACCGCCACCACCUCAAACAACUACGAUAACACAACCUGUUCAUGAUCCGUUCACUAUGACAUCAUCGUCUAUACCAUUUCCAUGCUACUCAAAUCAAUUAUCAUCAUUCUAUGACACACAAAAUACCACAAAUGGUUAUUAUAAUUCAACUAAUCAUCGAUAA